Molecule: messenger RNA, 941 nt
Organism: Suncus etruscus (white-toothed pygmy shrew)
Lineage: Eukaryota; Metazoa; Chordata; Mammalia; Eulipotyphla; Soricidae
Product: B-cell CLL/lymphoma 7 protein family member C-like
Exons: 1
Coding region: 62-790 (242 amino acids)
Source: RefSeq, a predicted model, not a curated record
GAGCCCGCCGGACGGGAGGCGGCCCAGCCGCGGGCUCGGCCUCGGCCCCAGCCCCGCCAGCAUGGCCGGCCGGACCGUGCGGGCCGAGACCCGGAGCCGGGCCAAGGAUGACAUCAAGAAGGUGAUGGCGACCAUCGAGAAGGUCCGGCGAUGGGAGAAGCGCUGGGUAACCGUGGGUGACACUUCCCUUCGGAUCUUCAAGUGGGUGCCAGUGGUGGACCCCCAGGAAGAGGAGCGCCGGCGGGCAGGUGGUGGGUCAGAGCGAUCCCGGGGCCGGGAGCGGAGGGGCAGGGGCGCCAGUCCCCGCGGAGGUGGCCCGCUUAUCCUGCUCGAUCUCAAUGAUGAGAACAGUAACCAGAGUUUCCAUUCGGAAGGCUCCUUGCAGAAGGGAACUGAGCCCAGCCCUGGGGGCACCCCCCAGCCCAGCCGUCCUGUGUCACCUGCUGGACCACCGGAAGGGGUCCCAGAGGAAGCUCAGCCUCCACAGCUGGGUCAGGAGAGAGAUCCUGGGGGUGUAACUGCAGGAAGCACUGAUGAACCCCCAAUGCUGACCAAGGAGGAGCCAGUUCCAAAAUUGCUGGAGGCUGAGGAGUCCGCUGUGAGGAUGACCAGGAGAACCCUCCAUGAGAAAGGCCUGAAGCCAGAGCCCCUCCGGCGCCUCCUUCCCAGGAGGGGGCUCCGGACAAAUGCCAGGCCCACUUCCACGGUGCACCCUGAUACCAGAGCUCUUGGGGGAGGAAGCAAGGCCCCUCGGGCACCCAGGACGAUCCCCCAGGGGAAGGGAAGGUGAGCCGCUCCCCAGGCAAGGUGAGGCUCUUAGACCUCCCUUGGCCACUCCAAGUCCAGCUACCAGCCCACCCAGAAGGUGGAGGGAGCGGCCCAGUCGACUGCCACCGUGGGAACUUGGAAGCCGGAGAGCCUAGUUUGCCCCAAAUGGAAGA